This is a messenger RNA of Gaeumannomyces tritici R3-111a-1, 1389 nucleotides long. RefSeq lists its product as hypothetical. Bases 1 to 1281 code for a protein of 426 amino acids. The record is from RefSeq and is a predicted model, not a curated record. The transcript has 8 exons. Lineage: Eukaryota; Fungi; Ascomycota; Sordariomycetes; Magnaporthales; Magnaporthaceae.
AUGACCGUCACCUGCAAGACGUCGAAGCGCACCAUGAUUCUGCCCGGCUAUAUCCGUCGGCAACGCGGAACGGGCGGCCGGGCUUUGAAGCGUUGGCAACGGCCUGUAGGACACUCGAUCCCAGGUGUAGCCGUCUUCAAGGUGGAAAACGACGACGCCAAAGCCACGCUCAAGCUUGGCCUGAACCCCACGCACGGCGUGCUAGUCCGUAUUUCACGGCGAACUCGGUUUCGCGCGAAGGUCCCUAGUUGUGACCACGUCGUGGAGGUCGCACGCUCCGUCGACGCGGCUGCCAAGGGAUUCAAGUGCUUUACGCCGUGCGAGAAGGUCCUGCAAUGCGGACAUAUGUUCCGGAUCUUAUGCGUGCGUGGAGAAAGCGAUGACAUUAUCUACCAGUUAUACGGUCGAAUAGUGUGGUUGCCCAUACGACACCUGCGGCUGUUUGCUAGAGCAAAUGCCAUUCGGGCCGACCAUGCACCCCUUGCGUUCGCCGAUGCGAAGUCCGGUGUGCCCAUUUACGCUGUUCGCUCUCUUGUCAGCAGGCGUGCCAUCCGUACAUCGAAAAGUGUGCCAGACGGCCGGACCAUAAUCACUGGGCUCCCCUUCACAGUGCUCUAUCUCUCAGAGCGGGAGAGCGGGACAUAUGACGACAUCAAGCCAGCAAAUACUGCUUACUCGGCCGCCCGCGGUGCAGUCCUCCUCAACGAAACGUCAGACCCUGUCGUCUACCACUCGCGCCACCAGCUCUGCAACCCCUGUCGUCAUGGAGACGCUCUCAAGGCCGCAAUGGGACGAACUUGGGAGGAGGCGGGCAAAAGAGAACACGGGGAGAACCCGCCGUCGAUUUUGGACGUGACCGAAACGGCCCUAACGGACAAGGUGGACAAGGGUCUUCCGGAUGGAGAACGGGAGGACGGCAAAGCAGAUGUAAAGCCCCGCCAUCAAACGCUCUCCCGCAUACGCCCCCGCCUUGCCAGCCCGGAUCCCCUGGCUCCCAGCUUCGAUGCUGUCCUAGCGCGCCGAAGCCGUCGACUGAUCACCAACCGGCUGCCUUACGCCCCCGGCCGAUGCGACCGCGCACCGGUCGACGCCGCGCCCUGGUCUUACCUCACGGACCUCGACUCCAAGCACCGAUUCCUCCCCCCGCUCCACGCACGCCUCCGCAAGGCGUUCCCGUGGCAAGAGUGCGUCUUCGUCGUCACCAUCGCCUAUUUCACCAGUGUCACGGCCAUGGUCGAAGACGAGGACACUGUCUAUUGGCGCUACGAACGAAGACCCUAAUCUGAAGGAGAAGGGAAGGAAAAGAAGGGAUUCCGGUGUUCGGCGCACGUUCAGCGCGUCUUGAUAAUAGUCCACCGUGUGGGUCCUGGUCUGUGGGUCAAGGCCUGU